This is a messenger RNA of Symbiodinium pilosum, 543 nucleotides long. NCBI's taxonomy places the organism in Eukaryota, Dinophyceae, Suessiales, Symbiodiniaceae. The record is from the annotation of a GenBank genome assembly.
GUGGUCUGUGGUUCGGCAAGAAGGUCCGUAUUGUGGACUCCCAGCUUGAUGUUCGUGAUGCAGCUUCAGGUAGGAAUGGAGGUGGUUUGUACGCAGCUGCCGGCCUCGAAUUUGCGAACGGCAGGCUUCUUUUUGAGAACUGCAGGGCCAAGAUGGCGGGAGGCGGUGUGUUCUCUGGCAGUGACAUCGUUUUGAUCGGCAAGGCAUUGACUCUCCGGCGGUGCAUCACCACUGGUGCAGGUGGCGGUAUAUAUGUGGCAGCUGGCAGCCUCACGAGGUCAGGGCCAAGCCAGGUCGAGGAUUGCUAUGCAAGGGGAGGAGGCGACAUCGCCUUCGUUCAAGGCAACAUCACGUUAGCGGAAACCGUCAUCACUGGCUCCAGCCGGUCGCUGCAUGCGAAUGGUCACGUGCACAUUGACACCCUCAACUGUGCACGUGCGUCCUCCGCAUGCUAUGUGACGGGGCAUGCCAACUUGGUGGUGGCAAGAGCAGCCACAUGCCCGCGUGGCGCCGGAUUCUACAAACUGGGAAUCAGAGAGGGCU